GGGGGGUGUGAGGUGGGGGUGCGCAUGCGCUGUUCGCGUCUCCCCUCAGGAGGGUCCCGGGCGGGCGGAGGCCGCGGGCGGAGCCGGGGUCUGGCGUAGAUGUUGAAGCCGGGAUGGGUCCCGCCUGGUCCGGCCCUGGCGGAGGAUUUACCCCCGGAAUGGGAAACGGACGACGAACGCAUGGCUUUUCUUUUUUCGGCUUUUAAGCAGAGCCGCGAGGUGAACAGCACCGAGUGGGACAGCAAGAUGGCUUUCUGGGUCGGGUUGGUACUGAGCCGAGGCCGCCGGAGAGGGGUGAUCCGAACCUGCCUGAGGGAACUCCAACAAAGCUUCGAACGCCGCGGGAGCCUCCCCCUCGGCCUCGGUACCGUCCUCCGGGAGCUCCUGAGACGUGGGAAGCUGCAGAGGGAAUCAGAUUUCAUGGCCAGUGUAGACAGCAGCUGGAUCUCCUGGGGGGUGGGAGUUUUCAUUCUGAAACCCCUGAAGUGGACUCUCUCCAGUGUGCUGGGUGACAGCAAAAUACCCGAGGAGGAAGAAGUUUUGAUUUAUGUGGAGCUGCUUCAGGAGAAGGCAGAGGAAGUUUAUCGCCUCUAUCAGAACUCGGGGCUCUCUUCCCACCCCGUGGUUGCCCUCUCAGAGCUUCGUUCCCUCUGUGCCAAUGUUUGUCCAGAUGAAAGGACCUUCUACCUGCUGCUGCUCCAGCUGCAAAAGGAAAAGAGAGUCACAAUCCUGGAACAGAAUGGAGAGAAGAUUGUGAAGUUUGCCCGGGGUCUUCAUGCCAAAGUCUCCCCCAUGAAUGAUGUGGACAUUGGGGUCUACCAACUGAUGCAGAGUGAGCAGCUGCUGUCACAGAAGGUGGAGUCCCUUUCCCAGGAAGCAGAGAAGUGUAAAGAGGAUGCCAGGAGUGCUUGUAAAGCUGGGAAAAAACAACUGGCCCUGAGGUGCCUCAAGUCCAAGCGCAGGACGGAGCGGCGCAUCGAGGAGCUGCAUUCCAAGCUGGAUGCAGUGCAGGGGAUCCUGGAUCGUAUUUAUGCCUCCCAGACUGACCAGAUGGUAUUUAAUGCCUAUCAGGCUGGUGUGGGAGCUCUGAAGCUGUCUAUGAAGGAUGUUACUGUGGAGAAGGCAGAGAACCUGGUGGAUCAGAUACAAGAGCUUUGUGAUACCCAAGAUGAAGUAGCCCAGACUCUGGCUGGUGUGGGGAUCAAUGGUUUAGAGAUGGACACUGAGGAACUGGAGAAGGAGCUGGACAGUCUCCUCCAGGACUCAGCUAAGGAGCCUGCAGAGCUGCCUCCUGUGCCCCAGAAGGAGCUGAACCCCCCCAUUUCUGAUGCUGAGCUGGAAGCUGAAUUGGAGAAGCUCUCUGUUUCUGAUGGAGAUUUGGCACAGAAGACUCCCUCUGCUUCCUCUGAACCCAAAACAGCUCUGGGACUGAAUCUUUAAAGACCCAACAGUGUCCUGUUGCUGCAGCUGGAGAAGUUGUCUUAAAGUUCCUUAAUUAAAGACUGGAACUUCUGAGGAUUUGGGUCACAUUCCCCCAAUUCUUCCUGGAUAUCACUUUGCUCAGCAACAGGAUCUCCUGCCAUGACAAUCCACUCUGGAACUGGCCCCAACUGGUGUCUCUCAUCUCUGUGCCAACAUCUGCACUGGUCUAAAGUUGACUUGUGAUCCCAAAUCCCUCUGGAACAUCCAGUCUUCCCUUCUGGGAACACAAUUCUGCCCAGUGAAGAUAAAACUCUUCUGUGUCCAUAACAGUGCUCGGGUUUUUUUGUUUUGGUUUUAAUUUAUUUUCUUUUCCUUUUGCUGAUGUUGAGAAUCUGAGUUGCAGCAAGAUUGCAGUUGCUCAACAUUUGGCUCUUUGUGUGGUUGUUUAAAACACUUGGCACAUAACUUAGGUCAAGGAUGGUACUUCCCUGCAGCAAGCUUAAGCACCUCUUGAUAGUUCUGUCCCUCCCUGUCUGUAUUUUGCAAGGUCCUGCACAGGCAGACACUGUAAUUUCUGGAUUGUAGGAGAUGCUGUUGCUCUAGAGGGCAGCAAUUGCAAGCACAAGACAAUAAAUAAAUCAAUUCCUCUUUCUGUAACAACACGAAGGCCUUAAAAGGGAGACCUGCAAAAGAUUUGAAAUUGAAGGAGUUUCUUGCACUGCUUGCUGUGCUGAAGCCUUGCAGUCACUACCACAGAACUUUCUGCUUCCUCUACCUUGAGAUUUGAGCUGUUUGCUGGCUUUCCAGCACCCCAAAACUUCUUGGGAGCUGCUGGGUGAUCAGCUGUGAGCUCUCACCCCAGUGAUUUGGGGAGAGAGAAGGCAGAGAAGCACUUCAGCUUUCCUUUGAGAGGAUGGUUUCAUCCCACAACCUUGACUCUGCCUUCAGUCUUGAUGCUGCAAUUCCCCAAAUUACCAGAAAGCCCCCAAACAAAACCCUCUGAAGGUUCCUAAUGCAGAACCCAGCAAGCACAGCAACAGGAGGUGGCUUUUCGAGGCCACUUUCACCCCUCAGAAGUGCAACUGCCACCUUUUGCAGGUCCCUUUUUUAUUAUGCACAUGGAAGAGCAGAAAGCCUGCUGCCUCCUGCAAAGAAAUGAACUCUUGCAGGGGAGGAAUGUGCUCUUAUUCACUGGGUUUUCUGCUCCCCAGAGCCUGUGUGUGGGCAGGGGAGUGAUUUAACUCCCUGGUGAUGUAGAACCAAUCCUCCUCUCCUUGACUUGAAUGUUUUGCCACCAUUCAUUUCCUCCACUGCCUCCUGGACUGAGCUGGAUGCAGCUUGGCUGAGCAGUACAUUUUAGGGAAAAAAAACAAAAUAAAUGAGUGCAGCCCCAGCUUUUUAACCCCAGAGGAGAGGGGAGGAAAUGAGAGGUGUCACUUGGGUGCUGCCUUGGCUUCUUUUUUUUGGUCACUUUGUUCUGAGGGUGCAGACUCCUGCCAGAGGAGCUGUAACCAGCUGAGAGUUUAUCCAGGCUGCACAUGGAAAUGAUGUGAAAUGACUUGAAGCUCUGUAUUCCUUUGAUUUGUAAGUAAAUGGGAGAAAAACCA
Calypte anna (Anna's hummingbird) is the source of this 3029-nucleotide messenger RNA. RefSeq names its product charged multivesicular body protein 7 (gene CHMP7). NCBI's taxonomy places the organism in Eukaryota, Metazoa, Chordata, Aves, Apodiformes, Trochilidae. The record is from RefSeq and is a predicted model, not a curated record. The transcript has 10 exons. Gene Ontology annotation, cellular component: ESCRT III complex; multivesicular body; cytoplasmic side of plasma membrane. Bases 100 to 1440 code for a protein of 446 amino acids. Gene Ontology annotation, biological process: late endosome to vacuole transport via multivesicular body sorting pathway; vesicle budding from membrane.